This is a messenger RNA of Psammomys obesus (fat sand rat), 789 nucleotides long. Its product is annotated as T-cell receptor-associated transmembrane adapter 1. The record is from RefSeq and is a predicted model, not a curated record. Gene Ontology annotation, biological process: negative regulation of receptor recycling; positive regulation of T cell receptor signaling pathway. The transcript has 7 exons. The coding region runs from base 1 to 789 and encodes 262 amino acids. Lineage: Eukaryota; Metazoa; Chordata; Mammalia; Rodentia; Muridae. Gene Ontology annotation, cellular component: T cell receptor complex.
AUGCCGUGGGUGAAGACUGACGUGCCUCACAGGAGAGCAAAAAUGAAGAGAAUAGUUCUCAUUUUGCUAGGAUCGUUUAAGAAAUGGACAAAGCAGUAUUCUGCCCAUGCUGCUGCUGGAAGCUUGGGAAAGGGAAGCUCAAUGAAUGUGAUGUUCAGCUCUCUGUGGAAGUUCCUAGUUCUAAAUCAGAAGAGUUGUGAUACAUACACUUCACAGCUCAGCACUCAGGCACAAGGAACUGAAUGCCCCUUUUUCUUCUGGGGACUUCUAGCCUUCUUGGCCACAGCUCUGAUCAUGUCCUUGAUCUUCAAUAUUUCCCACUGUGUAGAGAAGCAGCGACGAGUUAAAAUGUACAGAUACUCCGAAGACUACAUUCCAAGAGUUGAUGAAUAUUAUGUUGAAGAUACUCCAAUUUAUGGUAACUUAGAUAAUAUUAUCCCAGAACCAGUGGAGGAAUGCUGCUACGAACAGAUGAAAGCUCGACCACAAAGAUCUGCAGGUGAUUCACAUGAAGCGGCUGCAUCUGAACAGGUACCUGCCGAAACUCAGUUGUGCUACGCCUCACUGGAUCACAGCGUCAAGGGGAAACACAGAAAGCCCAGGAAGCAGAAUGCUAAUUUCUCGGACCGGGAAAAGGAUGUACAAGUUUAUGCAGUGGAUGCCAACAUUUCUCAGAUCAAUUUGGUAGAAAGUUUCCCGCCAGAUAACCAGGCAGUAGACGAAAGUAUUCAUGAUGAUCCUGCUCGGCUGUUUGGAUUGAUCCGUGCCAAGAGAGAGCCUGUCAUCUAG